Messenger RNA from Batrachochytrium dendrobatidis JAM81, 3248 nucleotides. RefSeq lists its product as uncharacterized. Gene Ontology annotation, cellular component: endoplasmic reticulum; plasma membrane; Golgi membrane. Bases 117 to 3218 code for a protein of 1033 amino acids. The record is from RefSeq and is a predicted model, not a curated record. Lineage: Eukaryota; Fungi; Chytridiomycota; Chytridiomycetes; Rhizophydiales. Gene Ontology annotation, molecular function: ATP hydrolysis activity; P-type calcium transporter activity; ATP binding. Gene Ontology annotation, biological process: manganese ion transport; intracellular calcium ion homeostasis; calcium ion transmembrane transport. The transcript has 9 exons.
AAAAACCAACAGAAGAAGCCGACAUUGCAUUUUCGCUUUUUGGUGAAUUCAUUGAUGAGAUUGAAGAGUUUCAAAAUGCUGUUGCUGAAUACUCUGCAUCCGAUCUGCGCCACUACAUGAAGUUGCACCGUCGUUGCCAGCCUCGAUCCACCAAAGCACAUCAAGAAACAGCCAUGGCAGUAUUGGGUUUGUUGACAACUAGAAUCCCUCAAUUCUCGGACUGGCGUGAAUUGGUCAAGGAGGAUGAGCAUGAUGAUGUUGAGCGCUUAAUAUCACAAUUCCCAGAAAAAUUUCAAACUCCAAAAGUCCCCUUUCGUCAGCAUAUUUUUCCACCACCCAGUCUUUAUUUUGAUAAAAACUCGGAGCGUCUUGCUGAAAUGUAUGGCUCAAAUACAGAGCGCGGCUUACCAUCUGAUCGUAUCGUGCUUCUUCGGGAACACUAUGGCUUCAACAAACUUCCAAAUCCCCCCAAACCUUCAAUAUUUGGCAUGAUUUUUACCCAGAUUACUGAUUUCAUGGUCUUAAUUCUUAUUAUUGCUGCUAUUGUGGAAUUUGCAACAAAAGACUCGGACUCUGCCAUUGUGCUGCUAAUUGUAGUUGUUCUUAACGUUACAAUCGGAACAUACCAGGAGUUCAAGGCAAAUCGUGCUUUGGAAGCACUACUAACUCUUUCUGUUCCAAAAGCUACUGUUAUUAGAGAUGGUAUCAAAUCAGUUGUUGAAUCGCGUGAAUUGGUUCCUGGCGAUCUUGUUACGUUGGAAGAAGGCGAUGCAGUUCCUGCAGAUCUUCGUUUGUGCGAAUCUGCCCAGCUUGAAAUUAUCGAAGUGAUUUUGACUGGUGAGGCAUUGCCUAUUUCCAAAAGUAUUCGAACAAUUCGAAAACGAACACGUCGUCUUCCACUUGGUGAUUGCAAAGGAAGCGCAUUCAUGACCACUGUUGUGGCCAAAGGCCGUGGAAAAGGAAUUGUUGUUCGAACUGGCAUUUCAACAGAGAUUGGCAAAAUUAGUCAGGCUAUUUCAUCUACCCCACAUCAAAAAAGCAACAUUGAAAAAAAGCUUUCCACUCUUGGUCAGAUUUUGGUUGCAAUUGCGCUGAUUCUUGUUGUCAUUAUUAUCUGUAUUGGACUUGGUUACAAGCGAUCUGGUUCGGAUAUGCUUAAAGUUGGUAUUAGUCUUGGUGUGUCUGUUAUUCCUGAAGGUCUUGUUGCUGUCGUGACUGUUGCCAUGGCUCUCGGUGUUAGUCGUAUGGCUAGCAAACAUGCUAUUGUCAGAAAACUUCCAUCGGUUGAAACGCUAGGAUCUGUUACUGUUAUUUGCUCUGACAAGACUGGCACGUUGACAGAAGGCAAGAUGGGUGCCCAGGUUCUUUGGACUAGUGACAAUUCGUCGUUUGUCAUGACUCAUUCAACCAGUUUAGAUCCCGAAGCCGGCGUGGUAAACAUUCUUCCAUCUCCAUCACUUACAUCAGCCAUGUCUUCUUCUGGCGAUCCUCCCAAAAUGAAAUCAUUGGAGGCUACUGCUUCUUCCAAGGAUAUUCAACAAAUGCCCAGCCAUUUGGCCGCGUCCAUGACCAUUGCUGCACUUUGCUGCAAUGCUAGCAUUGUACCUGGGCUGAACAAAAUUGGCGAAUAUGCAUUUGACAGUGAUCGUAAACUUAUGAGUGUGAUUUACCAGCAAGGUGCCUCAAAACUGGCUUGCCAUCUUUCUCAAGACUCGGCAUUUGUAUUGGCUAAAGGCGCUCCCGAAUGUGUUCUUUCUCACUGUGUUUCCUAUCUUGGCGUGUCAGAUUCCAAUGCCAAGGGAUUUAAUUUUAUGGAUGAAUUUCCAACGCAUGUACUUGAUGACGCUUUUGUCGACUAUAUAUCAAAACGUAGUUCAAUUAUGGCUUCGUCCGGUCUGCGUGUAUUGGCGCUUGCUAUGCGUAAAGUCACUGCUGAUGAAGGUCUUGGUAUAGCCAAGGCAAAUUCGUACAAGGCUGCCGAAUCUCAGCUUGUGUUUGUUGGUCUUAUUGGUUUAAUUGAUCCACCAAAAGAAGGCGUCAAGGAAAGUGUUGCCACCUGUAAACGUGCAGGAAUUCGAGUGAUUAUGAUCACUGGUGAUCACAUUGCUACUGCAUCGGCUAUUGCUAAGCAGUUGGGUAUUCUUGAAGAAGAAGGACAAUCCAACAGUCGUGCAAUGAAGGGAUAUGAGAUUGAUUUGCUGUCAGAAGAGCAAUUGGCCGAGCAACGUCCCUUUCCCGCUGUUUUUGCUCGCGUUAGUCCCGAUAACAAACUCAAGAUUGUAAAGGCUUUGCAGAGCAAAGGACAUUCUGUUGCCAUGACGGGUGAUGGUGUCAAUGAUGCACCUGCCAUCAAGCGUGCCGAUGUUGGUGUUGCCAUGGGUAUUGGUGGUACAGAAAUUACAAAACAAGCUGCAGAUAUUGUUUUGGCUGAUGAUAAUUUUGCCACGAUUGUUGAUGCUGUCAAAGAAGGUCGCCAAGUGUUUGACAAUAUCAAAAAGUUUGUAGUGUAUCUACUAUCGUGUAACUCGGCUGAAAUCUUCCUUUUCCUGAUGGCUGCUCUUGCCAAUUUGGAAAUGCCAUUCACUACCAUGCAAAUUUUAUGGGCCAAUAUUAUCGCCGAUAUUCCACCUGCCAUGUCGAUUGGUCUUGAACCGGCCGAAAAAAAUAUUAUGGAUCGCAAACCGCGUCCAGCAAACGAAGGCGUUCUCACCAUUCUUACAUCCGUUGUUGUAUUGUUACAUGGCUUGAUGAUGAGCUCAAUCACAUUUGGGAUUUACAUUUGGAUGGAGAAUACAGGCUUGACAGGAAUUCCUAUGGGUGAAGCAGGCACGGGUCAGCGUCGUAGCACUGCGUUCAUGGUACUUACGGUCAUGCAGCUUGUGCAAAGUUUCCACUCUCGAUCAGUAGAAGAAUCUGUAUUUGUCACUGGUAUUUUUGGCAAUCUAUGGAUGGUUGGCGCCUUUCUCCUUUCAUUCGCUCUUGCAUUAAUUGGUCUUUUGGCUCCAGGUAUUUCUACCUGGCUAAAUUUUGAACCCGUCACUGCAUGGGGAUGGCUAGUUGUGUUCAUCUCAGCCAUUGUACAAAGUAUAUUUGUCGAAUUGGUCAAGGUGGGUGUAAGGUAUUGCCGUAAAAAAGGAAUCAACCCCAUGCUUCCGCCUAUAGGCCGUCGAGCAAAAGAACGUGCACGUAACGCAUAUAGCAUUGUCCAAGUAGUUUAAAAUAAACGACUCGGCUGAAUUGGCUUUAUU